Zootoca vivipara (common lizard) is the source of this 920-nucleotide messenger RNA. The record is from RefSeq and is a predicted model, not a curated record. Lineage: Eukaryota; Metazoa; Chordata; Lepidosauria; Squamata; Lacertidae.
UGCUUGGAGCUCAGACAACAAAGACAGAGUGUGGCUGGGUUUCUCUCUCUUAGCAUCUCCACCCUGCGAGCUGAAAAACCGCUUCACACCUCUAGGGCUCACCGAGCUAUGGAACUUGAUUUUGGACACUUUGACGAAAGAGAUAAGGCGUCCAGAAACAUGCGAGGCUCCCGUAUGAAUGGCCUGCCUAGCCCCACUCACAGUGCCCACUGUAGCUUCUACCGGACCAGGACCUUGCAAGCGCUGAGCAACGAGAAGAAAGCCAAGAAGGUGCGCUUCUACCGCAACGGGGACCGCUACUUCAAGGGGAUUGUGUAUGCUGUUUCCGGAGAUCGCUUCCGAAGCUUUGACGCCUUGCUUGCUGACCUGACCCGGUCUCUGUCUGAUAACAUUAACCUGCCUCAGGGAGUUCGCUACAUUUACACCAUCGAUGGCACCAGAAAGAUUGGGAGCAUGGAUGAGCUGGAAGAAGGGGAAAGUUACGUAUGUUCAUCUGACAACCUUUUUAAGAAAGUGGAGUAUACCAAGAAUGUCAACCCCAACUGGUCUGUCAACGUGAAAACCUCCGCCAACAUGAAAGCGCCUCAGUCCCUGGCCAGUAGCAACAGUGGUCAGGCCAGGGAGAACAAGGAUUUCGUGCGCCCCAAGUUGGUGACCAUCAUUCGGAGUGGGGUGAAACCCAGGAAGGCUGUCCGUGUGCUGCUGAAUAAGAAGACGGCACAUUCCUUUGAGCAAGUUCUCACCGAUAUCACAGAAGCCAUAAAGCUGGAAACAGGAAUCGUCAAAAAGCUGUACACGCUGGAUGGAAAGCAGGUAAGACCAUUUUGUUCAAAUGCCCUCAAGCCUUCCAAAGUUUCACAACAGUACAAAGAGUGGAAGGAAAUACACACAUAGAAUUGUGUGGCAUUUGCUCCAAAUAC